Molecule: messenger RNA, 1167 nt
Organism: Cotesia glomerata
Lineage: Eukaryota; Metazoa; Arthropoda; Insecta; Hymenoptera; Braconidae
Gene: RsfS312
Exons: 3
Coding region: 171-968 (265 amino acids)
Biological process (GO): negative regulation of ribosome biogenesis; negative regulation of translation
Cellular component (GO): mitochondrion
Molecular function (GO): ribosomal large subunit binding
Source: RefSeq, a predicted model, not a curated record
GACCCACGUGUGAGUAGAACAUAACCUAGAAAAAGUACAUAGCCGAUGCUCCAAGUGUGAGAAAGUUCAUCUAAAUUAGUGUUUGUAAAUUUUUUAAUUAAAUUAAUAAUAAUUACAUGUGUUGAGCAGUAAAUAUUUGUCUAAUUUAUAAAAUAGUUAAUAGAGUAAAAAUGUGUAGUUUGAUAACUCGGAAACUUUUUAGCACGACUAAUUUUUAUAAAUCAAUAGUUGCAAUAAACAAAAAUGUUAAAUUAACGGAAAUUGGAGCCACAAGGUGUUUCGCGGAUAUUAAAGAGCCUAAAUUAGCAGAAAAUGAAUUAAAAACUGAUAAAGCAACCAACCUAUCUCCUUCCGCCGGACUGCAGACCGGUCACCAAGUGUUUCGUGAUGAAGAUUCAGAAGUUAUUUUUGACGUCGAGGAAGAAAUGAAGAAAAUAGAUUUCCAAAAAAUUACUGAGCUUGAACAGGAAAUUGAUCCUUUUGCAGGAAUUAAUUUAAAACAUGGUGUGACUGGAGUCUAUGACAUAGAAGACCUGGUCGACUUACUGAAUAAAGAAAAAGCUAAGGAUGUAUUUGUAGUAUCAGUACCUAAAGAAUUAGGAUAUGGUGAUUACAUCGUAGUAACUACUGGUAAAUCAUUAAAACACAUGAGCGCUUUGGCAACCGUUGUUAGAAAAGUUUAUAAAUUGAAAAGAUAUUCAACGGAUAUUAUUCCCAAGAUUGAAGGCGAAAAAUGUAAAGAUUGGAUGGCUAUUGACUUAGGUAAUAUUGUGCUGCACAUAUUUUCCAAGAAAGCUCGAGAGGACUAUGACCUAGAGACUCUCUGGGCAAUCGGUUCUAAAUAUGACAAAAGAACAAAUGAUCAAAAGGAAAUGAGUCUUGAAUUUGAAGAAAAGUACAAACAAUUCCUUGAUACUCUGCAACCUAAUGAUCAGCCUAGUACUAGCGUCAAUUCUAAAUCUAUUUAAUUUAAUAAUUUUAUAAGUUUAUUAUACUAAAUAAUUUUCUUACAACUCAAUAUUUUUUUUUCGAGUUCAAUAUGAUUUAUUUAAAAAUUUGUAUAAUAAAUAACACACGCUCAGUUUGAAAUUAUUCAUUUGGUAUGUCUGUAAAUAUUUUAAUUAACAAAGUACGAAGGAAAAAUUUUUAAAAUUAAACUUAAGGUAA